Molecule: messenger RNA, 504 nt
Organism: Caenorhabditis auriculariae
Lineage: Eukaryota; Metazoa; Nematoda; Chromadorea; Rhabditida; Rhabditidae
Source: the annotation of a GenBank genome assembly
AUGGGUAACCGAUCUUCGACGCACUAUCCGCCGCCUCCCCAGUGGAUGCACCCUCCGCCUGGUGGUCAACGAGGCUGUUAUCCUUCGCCAUAUCCGGAGCAGAAGCGUCCAAUCGGCCCUGGAGCUUUCGCCGAGCCCUACAUUCCACACCAAAAUGUUCGUCGGUCGAUGAUCUCGCUGAACGCUGAUUCCGGCUAUCUGACGUCUCCGAGUGGCGAUUCUGACCGCAUGCGGAUGCGCGGCUCAAGAAUGUCGUUGAACCAUGUUGAGUUCGAUCACCUGCCGCCUAUGCAGCCACACAUUCUGAUUCCGCACGACGCAAAGACGCUCAAGAAACUCGAGAAGAUGGAGAAGAAGCAGCAGAAGUUGUGGAAGAAGCUUGGACGGAUGCCAGUUCCUCCGCCUAUGCACCUUCCGCCGCCGCCGCCCAUGUACACUCGCGCCAUGUCUUUCGACGAUCUCAACAGGUGCGUUUACUGGUUUCUUCACAUCCAAAUCCAGUAG